Molecule: messenger RNA, 1098 nt
Organism: Phanerochaete carnosa HHB-10118-sp
Lineage: Eukaryota; Fungi; Basidiomycota; Agaricomycetes; Polyporales; Phanerochaetaceae
Exons: 7
Coding region: 1-1098 (365 amino acids)
Source: RefSeq, a predicted model, not a curated record
AUGGCGGCCUUCAAUCAUACUAUGGAUGAUUCAGACCAGAACUUCAAUUACUAUCCAUAUGCCGAUGGCGACAUGACAGGAGGCUGGUCCCCAUGGUUUGCUGAUUCUGGAAGAUUUCGCGAUGUCAGUGUUCCUGGGGAAGAAGGAGUCGGACAAUCACUGCAGUACACGGCCUUCGCGAGAUCGAGCGUCACCCUGGAGUUUCACGCAGCAGCUCGCGCUGGAUCCACGAUAGUGCCAUCGUUUCGGACGAGCUACCAAGCGGGUACGUAUGAUUCUCCUGAUCCCCGUGACCGAUGCCAACAUCAUCGCCGCCGUUACAGCGUUAGUUCACUGGCGCUUGUCGUUUACGAUAACAUGAAUUCGACGUUGCAGUAUUCAGGCAGCUGGGAGGUUGACAGUGACAGCCAAAUUCCUAGCAAAUCUUCCCCGAAACCGUACCGCCAGACAUCUGCUUCAUUGGCCUCAGUUUCGCUCAACUUUACAGGUGCUGCUAUCGCCAUUAAUGUCGCACCAGAUUGGGGCCAUUGGACGUACAAUGUGAUAGCGUGCAGACACAAUACAACGCGACAAAGCGGUCCUGAUCCGACCAAGCCGCACCAGAUCGAGCUCAUCAACGCUGCUAGCGCGGGAAUGAUUAUGAUGUUGAAUGACUUCACGGUAUAUGCCCCCAACGUUUCUGCAGCAAGCGCCGCUUCAUCCUUAGCUUCAUCUCAAGCGAGUAGUACUCAGAGCUCUCUUCCGGCUACAAGACGCCGGGAGCCCAUGCAAGACAUACUUGCUCCCUACUACGAGGGAUUUCCGCCUCCUGAUGUGCAACAGAAGUCUGGCCAAACGGUUCUGUCUCCAUCUACCUCCACUCUGUCGUACCAGAUUCACGAAGCACAAUCUACUCCGCGUAAUCCUUUCGUCAAUCAAUCUGCGACUAUAGCCCCGACUGAGGCGAGGACAGGGCUGUCGCAUGCGUUGCUGCUAUCACCCCUAUCACCCCCUCUACAGGCUCCUGUUGAUGUGGAUAGAAUCAUCGAGCUGAUCGCCCAGAGGAUAGACCAUCCACUUCCAGCUGAGCACGAGUUCCCUCCCCGGUAUCCCCUGUGA